Messenger RNA from Prunus armeniaca (apricot), 1053 nucleotides. NCBI's taxonomy places the organism in Eukaryota, Viridiplantae, Streptophyta, Magnoliopsida, Rosales, Rosaceae. The record is from the annotation of a GenBank genome assembly.
AUGGCAUACUUAUACGCUCCAUGGCUCUUGUUCACUCAAAUCCUACUAAAAGUAGCAAAGUAUGAGGCUAAAGUUCCAGCUAUUAUUGUGUUUGGAGACUCAUCUGUGGACUCAGGAAACAACAACAGGAUCUCUACACUUCUGAAGAGUAAUUUCAAGCCAUAUGGGCGUGACUUUGCUGGUGGGCAGCCCACAGGAAGGUUCUCGAAUGGUCGAGUUCCUCCAGAUUUCAUCUCUGAGGCUUUUGGGCUCAAACCAUCUGUUCCUGCCUACUUGGACCCCAAAUAUGGGAUAUCAGAUUUUGCCACUGGUGUUUGCUUUGCUUCUGCUGGAACUGGCUAUGACACUGCAACUUCUGAUGUACUAAAUGUGAUACCUCUGUGGAAAGAAGUGGAGUACUAUAAGGAGUACCAGAACAAAUUGAGAGCCUAUCUUGGCAAGGCCAAGGCAAAGAAAAUUUUGACAGAGGCUUUAUAUUUGAUAAGCUUAGGAACAAAUGACUUCCUGGAAAACUACUACACAAUACCCACCCGGCAAAUGGAAUUCACAGUCCAACAGUAUGAGGAUUUCCUUAUUGGACUUUCUGAAAAUUUCAUCAGGGAAAUCUACAGUCUUGGGGUCAGAAAAAUCUCUCUAACUGGGCUUCCUCCAAUGGGGUGUCUGCCAUUAGAGAGAGCCAGAAAUUUCAUGGCUAAUCAUGAUUGUGUGCAGGAACAUAACAAUGUGGCUGUGGAAUUUAAUGGGAAGUUGAGCAAUAUGGUGGCAAAGCUGAAUCAAGAGCUUCCAGGCCUUAGAAUUCUGUUUACAGACAAAAUAUAUCAGCUGUUCUAUCAAAUCAUUAAAAGGCCUUCCUCAUAUGGAUUUGAGGUUGCUGAGGUGGCAUGCUGUGCUACUGGGACAUUCGAAAUGAGCUACCUCUGCAAUGAGAAUAACCCAUAUACAUGCAAAGAUGCAAAUAAGUACGUAUUCUGGGAUGCCUUCCAUCCUACGGACAAAACAAAUAAGAUUCUUGCAGCCUCUGUGAUUGGCAUUCUUCGAGAAACCUUCAAGUGA